UCCCGUUCUGUCCGCCAUAUUGGAUUUGGGCUGUCAGUACUGUUGAGGCAGCAAGUUACAUUGGUUAUUUUGACAGUUUCCUUGGCACUUCAGGGAGUUUUUUUAAAGGCAAAUUAAACCCGUUUGUUAGUGGACUUAUUUAUUUUGCUGCAGGCAGCUUUGAAGAUGAGUCCUGCUGAUGCAAAGCGAGGGGCUAAACGCAGGAAGAACAAGCGGGGCGGUGGCAGUAGCGGUAGUGCCAGUACUAACAGUAGCUGCAGUAGUAACAACAGCAAUAGUGUUGGGACUGCAGGAGCCCUGAGGAGUCCACAGAAAACGGUGGCGUCAGUAGGCCUGUUGACAGCAGCGAACAACGGCAACCACACGGUUAACGGAGGAGAGGUUUCUGUCAAUGGAAAUCAGUUCACAGAUGGACCUGUAGUUGCAGAUUUCUCAGGGGCCCAUCAGACCCCAUUCACGUUUGGCUUGGGCCAGCGAGCACCUUACACAACAGGAGAACAUUGCCUCCUUUGUAGAAGUGAACGGAAAGAUUCACUUAUCUCAGAGAAUGGAACUACAAACUCCAACAAAAUAGCACUUUCCACAUCUCCCAAAGUGAACAGUAUGCUACAUCUUCCCUUGUGGGUGUGUCCAGACUGCCGAAGAACAGUUGAAAAAGAGGAAAGGCAAGCAACACUAGAGCAGCCUGUUCUGAAUCAAGAAUUUUUAGUGCACAUGCCACUUGGCAAUAGUAGUUCACAGCAGGACACAACGACAGGAGGCAUCCUAACAACUGGAGCACAGACAGUACCCUCUUCAAACCUCAACACUCUACAAACGUCAGAAGUAGCAUGCAAUUGUGAUGCAUGUAGUGAGCGCAGAGAAAUUUCAGCAGAGACUGAACGAGAGUCACAGCAGCUACAGAAUUACUGGUCAGAAGUAAGAUACAUGGUGCGAUGUAUUUAUCGUCAGGCUGGAACACCAUUGGCAGAUGAUCAGGACCAGUCCCUUAAAGAGGGUAUGAAAGAGUUAGUCGACAGGCUUUGCGAGAGAGACCCUUACCAACUCUAUCAGCGACUAGAACAGCAAGCAAGAGAGUAUGUGCUAGAAAUGAAGGUUCGCUUGCUCAGACAUUUAUCGUUUGGUUCUAAUCUAACUUCAGGUGUACAAGGUCCACCACAAGCACAUCAGCUCAUUUCACUCCUUUUUGAAGAAUAUAGUGCACUUUGUCAGGCAGCACGCACAAUCAGCACCUUCCUGGUUACUCUGGAAAAUGAACAUUUGAAGAAAUUUCAUGUGACCUGGGAACUACAUAAUAAGCACCUUUUUGAAAGUCUGGUAUUUUCUGAACCACUUUUACAAGCCAGUUUGCCAACACUGGUAGAACAGUUAAGAUUGGGAACAGCAUCACAUGACUCAUAUAGUGAAGAUAUGUACAGUACAUUGUUACAGAAGUACCAUGAAUUGGAACAGGAGAUGAGCCAUGUUUCUACAGAAUGGCAAGAAUGCCAGAAACAGAUAGAUGAUUAUGUGGAUGAACAGAUGGCUCUGAAGACGAAGCAGCGCUUACUUAAAGAAGACUGGGAAUUAUUUAAACAGAGGCGUGUAUAUGAAGAACAGUUAAAUGGCAAAAAGGUAGUACCUACAGGAGAAAAUAACUUCACAGAAACAAUGAGGCACAUGCUGUCUUCACGACUUAGUAUGCCUGACUGUCCAAACUGCAAUUAUCGGCGAAGGUGUACAUGCGAUGAUUGCAGCCUCUCUCAUAUUCUUACGUGUGGAAUCAUGGACUCGCCUAUAACUGAUGACAUGCAUAUCAGUCAGUUACCUUUACAAGUAGAGUCUACUACCGACUACCUUUCUGAGAUACGUCCACCUAGCAUGUCCUCUGCAAGUUCAGGGUCAGGCUCAAGUUCCCCUGUUACUAUUCAGCAGCAUCCUAGACUCAUUCUCACAGACAGCGGAACUGCUCCCACAUUUGGCAGUGAUGAUGAUGAUGGGCCACGUUUGUCGACUAAAUAUGGAGAUAUUUAUUCAGGAGCUCACUAUAACGAUGUCAGUGUUGUAGCCAACAUGAAUGGUAUUCAUGGUGAACUAAAUGGAGGGAGUGAAAAUAUGACUUUGAAAGAUGAGUCCCCGCAGGUAAGCAGCACUAGUAGUAGCUCUUCAGAAGUGGAUGAUGAUGAGGCUGAUGGAGAGAGUAGUGGGGAGCCACCAGGCUCUCCAAAAGAAUCGACUGCUCUUGGAAAGCAUGUAGGAAGAAAGGAUGAACUAAGAAAAAACAGUCCACCACCAUCCUAUCCUAGUCAGCAGAUCGACCAGGUUCCGAAUGCAUGCGAGUGCCAUGUUUGCAAGCAGGAAGUUUCCAGUCUGACUGCAUCAGCACUGGCAGUUGGACGGCUCCCCACCAGCCAUCAGUUUAUAAAUGCAGAAAAGCCUUCACAUCCAGCGCUGCACCUUUACCCACACAUCCAUGGACAUCUACCAUUACAUACUAUUCCUCACUUAUCCCGUCCUUUAAUCCAUCCCUCUCUUUAUACAUCUCCACCUUUUACACACAAGGCAUUACCAUCUGCAUCACUUUCAGGCCAUACAGGUAAACAUCAGGUUUUUAAUGCUUCCUUCCAAGACCAUAUGUACCCAAGCUGCUUUGAGAACACUCCAGAAUGGAACAGUUCAAAAGUUCUUAGUUUAUGGGGGUCAGAUGUAUUGAACGAGAAAAACUGGAACCCAGCUGCCUUUUUACCAGAGGCAUUUGCUGGGAGUGACGUAUUAAGUCAACAGCUUCCAGAGGUAAGACCAGAAGAGCAUCAUGUUGCAUCCAGUACAGACACAGCUGUAAUAGACAAAGAAAAAAAGAAUACUGCAAAGAAAAAAUGCUUGUACAAUUUUCAAGAUGUUGUAAUGGCAACCUCCUCUGCCACUUCCUCAGUAUCAUGUACAGCCACUACAGUACAGUCUAGCAACAAUCAGUUCAAUGUUUCUACUAAGAGGCCGUCAUCCUUAGGUGAAGUAUUUCAUAGUAUAGGUAAAGAGGACCACAGACAUCCUGUACCAGUUGCACCAAGAAAUAGCCCUACUGGAAUUGUAUCUCUUCAGUCUUUUGCACCUUCUGCACUGUCUCCAAACUCUGCACCCCAUAUUACUAGUCUUGGAACGCCACCUUUUCCCAAAAAAGCUGCAACAGCUCCUGGGUUUGUUGAUCCACAUUCAGGUGUCUGCUCCACCACAGCUGCAACCCUAACUACUACUACAAAUACUGCUACAACUACUACUACAGAUAGUUCUGUGAGUGCUCCACCAAGUGUUUGCAGUGACCCAGACUGCGAAGGCCACCGUUGUGAAAACAGCAACACUUACGAUCAUCAGCAGUAUGAUGGGGAGGAGAGCCAAGAUGAGGAUAGUUGUUCAGAAAAUAGCUCUAGCACUUCAACAUCUACAAAUCAGAAAGAAGGAAAAUACUGUGAUUGUUGCUACUGUGAAUUCUUUGGCCAUGGCGGGCCACCUGCUGCACCAACUAGUAGAAAUUAUGCAGAAAUGCGGGAGAAGCUGCGUUUGCGCCUUACAAAGAGAAAAGAAGAACAGCCAAAGAAGGAUGAUCAACCAGUGUCAGAUAGAGACAGUGUAGUUGACAAUCGGAAAGUAGAAGAUUUAUUACAGUUCAUAAAUAGUUCUGAGGCCAAACCUAUCAGCACAUCUCGGGCAGCCAAACGAGCACGACACAAACAGAGAAAGCUUGAAGAAAAAGCUCGCCAAGAAGCUGAAGCCUUAGAAAGGGAACACCAGCGAAUAUUAGAAAUGAAACGAAGGGAAGAGAAAGAAAGACUUGAACAGGAACGGCAGAGACAUCAAGAAUUCCAGAAGUUACGAGUUGCAAAGAAAAAGAGAAGGGAUAAAGUUAAGCUUGGUCUUCAAAACUCACAGUUAACAAAGGAAGCCACUUUAGGCACAACAGAAAACAUUGAAAAUGACAGAGUUCAUUUGCCAGAAAACACAGUGCAAUCAUGUUGGUCACCCUCUAGACAUUGCAACACUCAAGAAGCAAGGCCUUUACUUGAAAGCGGUAGUGUACAGCAAACUCAAACAAAUGGGAGAGACUUAAAGCAGACAGAGCUGCAAAGACAGGAAGAGGUGAAGCUGAAACAACCUGAGCUGCUUUCUGUCCUCUCUGAUGCUGUACUCUUUAAAGAAACAAAUGACUUUAGGUUGUUAAAACAGACAGACAGACAAGGCGCUGAACAAACAAAGAAACCUGAAGUUACACGAGCAACAGAGAGAGAUUCAAAGCCAGAAAGUUUCAGUAUCUUUCUGGAACCAAAAAACAAUGUUGCAGAGGUCACAUUAGUUGCUGAGUUGAAAGAAGAAAAGAAGGUAAAGGACAACAACAAAAAAAAUUUGUUUAAUCAUAUGAAAGAGGAUAAGGCAUUUGAAAUAAGUGACAGUCAUCCUCAAUGUGAUCAGUCUCAUCAACAGAACAAGCUACCUACUGCAGAGUCUCCACAGCCCAAAGGAAAAGGCAAAAAAAACAAGAAGAAAAAAGGAGAUAAACCAAGCAGUUCAAUUGAUGACGUGUUCCUGCCUAGAGACAUAGAUCUUGAUAAUGUGGAAAUGGAUGAGACCGAACGAGAAGUAGAAUAUUUCAAAAGAUUCUGUUUAGAUUCAGCCAGACAAAACAGGCAAAGACUGUCAAUCAACUGGUCCAACUUUAGCUUGAAGAAAGCUACUUUUGCCGCACACUGACUUCACACUUUAGCAGAAGAAACCCACAAGAACUAGUGAAUACAAUCUCUUCUGGUUUUUUUCAUGCUACGCUGAGAGCUGAUUUGGCCCUAGAACCGAGGGCCACCUUGCCUUGUCCCCAGUGCUGUAUGGAUCUACACUGAGUACUGUUGGCUUGAUAACUCAUAUGGACUGGAAAAGAAAUUGCCACUUUCUCCCUGGAUUUGCUUGUGUGCUUGUAGUCUGUGAGUGAGACUUCCAUGAUUGUAGCUGUGUGCUGUUGGAGUUGGAGCUUAAGUAACUUUGUUCAACUCCUAUGGAUUGUUGUGGCCUCAGAAACCUUCAGGCUACUUUUCUAGCUUGGAUAGAGGUCAAAACUGAUUUUGCAUAUUCUAUGGUGACUCCAUUCACAUCCACAUCCUUCUAGCCAUCUGUUUUUGGUUACGGACAAAGGAAUAAUGGACCUGGUCAAUCCUAUUUUCUUCUGCAUUCCCCAGGCAAGAAGUUAAAUCUUGACAUUUCAUGCCAGACAGAAAAAAACUUCAUUUUUUUCAACAGUCCACGUUUUAAGAAGUGUACAAGAUACACUUCUUGUGUUUGAUUUAUUUUCACUGACUUGUAGCCAGCUUGUGUAAGAAAACUUGCAAAAUGGGAAAGUUAAGAAAAGAACAAUACUCACACUAUCGAUCUGUUGUAGAGUGUAUAAUUGUAUUAACACUGAAGCCUAACUGGCUACUUUUUUAACAUAUUGUUAAGUAAUAUUAAAAAAAACAUGUCUUUCUUUUUGAAAGAUGGAAUACAUUAGUAUGGCAGACA
Molecule: messenger RNA, 5514 nt
Organism: Protopterus annectens (West African lungfish)
Lineage: Eukaryota; Metazoa; Chordata; Ceratodontiformes; Protopteridae
Gene: FAM193A
Product: family with sequence similarity 193 member A
Exons: 22
Coding region: 166-4719 (1517 amino acids)
Source: RefSeq, a predicted model, not a curated record